Molecule: messenger RNA, 7749 nt
Organism: Amphiprion ocellaris (clown anemonefish)
Lineage: Eukaryota; Metazoa; Chordata; Actinopteri; Pomacentridae
Gene: ntm
Product: neurotrimin
Exons: 8
Coding region: 397-1467 (356 amino acids)
Cellular component (GO): neuron projection
Source: RefSeq, a predicted model, not a curated record
UCACUGACAGCGCAUUGCAAACACCAAACUCUCUGCGUCUUUUGAAUAUGGGCACAGUGUGUUGUGGUUGUUCGCCUGGCGUUUAGGCUCAUCUGGGCUGCGGAUGAACAGUUUAAAUAGCUCCAUCUAUGAGGGGAUCCGUGCUUGUUGUUCAGGUCUCUUUCUGUUAACUAACUUGGAGCCGCCGGAGCGACACUGACCAUGGUUCCCGUUUGCGCGUUUUAACGCACCGACAGUGGCUGGUGACAGCGCAGCCGCUCAGAGUGCGUCCGCGGCUACCUGGACAAAAGAUUUGGAUUAAGACUAAUGAACUGGGGAUAACAAUCUCCAAGGGACCGUUUACAGGACCGACUUAUUGUCUCGCUGUGGGAUUUGUGUGUGUGCACCUCAAAGACGAUGUCUGUCCGGGGAUACUUGGUCGCUUUUUCCAAAUGCACACUUCUUCUCUCUCUGAGGAUUUUGCUUCUUGUGCCUGCAGGGUUGCCCGUCCGCAGUCAGGGGGAUUCUCAAUCCGAUAACAAAGUGAUGGACAACAUUACCGUCCGACAAGGAGAGACGGUCUUUCUCAGGUGUGCACAGGGGGACGUCGUCACACACACAGCAUGGCUGAACCGGUCGAGUAUACUGUAUGCCGGAGAAGAUAAGUGGUCAGUGGAUCCCAGAGUGAGUCUGGUGACCCUAAAUCAAGAGGAGUUUACCAUCAAGAUUGAGAAUGUGGACAUGACAGACGAGGGGCAGUAUGUGUGCGCAGUCCAGACAAGCAGUCGACCAAGAACCACCUCAGUGCACAUCCUCGUCCAAGUGCCACCCAAAAUCAUCAACCUGUCGAAGGAUAUUGUGGUAAAUGAAGGCUCCAAUAUCACCCUGUUGUGCCAAGCCAGCGGUAAACCAGAACCUUCCAUCAGUUGGAAGCUCAUCUCCUCUUCAGGGGACCUGGCAUCAGACGACGAGUACCUGGAAAUCCCAUCAAUCUCCAGACAGAGAGCAGGGACAUAUGAAUGCACAGCUGUCAACGAUAUUGAUACAGAUGUGCAGACUGUAGACAUCACUGUCAACUAUGCUCCAACUGUGUCAGAGGGCAGAGAUGUUGGAGUGACUCUAGGCCAGAGAGGAGUACUGGAGUGUGAGGCUGAUGCGGUGCCCGAGGCAGAUUUUGAGUGGUAUAAAGAUGACAGAAGGAUCUUCAGUGGUUUUGAUGGCAUGGAAAUUGUCAAUACUGGAUCACUGUCUAAGCUGACUUUUUUUAAUGUGUCUGACGGAGAUUAUGGUAACUACACCUGUGUUGCCAUAAACAAACUUGGGAACUCAAACACAAGCUUUCUUCUGUAUGUGGUAAUUGAACCCACUAGCUCAACGCUAUUGCAAGGACCGAGAGCAGUUCAGGAUGGCAGCGGCGGUGCAAUGGGAGUGCACUCACACACCUGUCUCCUCUUCGUAGUGUUUCUGCCCUUCCUGCUCAGAUUUUGAAGAGGAAUGGAAUUGAACACAAGUGUUUUGUGUGUCUGUGUGUGUGUGUGUGUGUGAGUGUGAGUGUGUGCGUGCGUGCGUGCGUGCGUAUGUGUAUUUUUUUUUUUCCCCAACCGGAACCAUAAACUGAUGCACACUGAGUGCAUGAAAUCUCCUGCAACGUAUUGAUGUUGACCCACUAAAUAAGUACGUAAUAAGUUUCUGUUGGGUUUUUGUUUGUUUGUUUUUCUGUUUAGAUUUCAAGGAUGUAACAAAUGUUUCACCUUUAAAUUGAAUUUUAUUGGAUAUUUUUGUCACUAAAUUAUAUUAUUCUGGAUUAGCUCUUUUUAUGUGUACAUCUAAAGAAAAAAAGAUUUUCUAAAAGUGAUUUCUCUUAUUCAAAUGGGUUUGUCUUAAUUUUUAGCCACAUUGCGUAGUCAUGUCAACUCCAAGAAAAGGCACAUAUACAGCAAGUAUGAGAGGUGAAUGUUAAAUACCUCAAAGUCAAACUGAGACAGUGAAGCAGAAGGAAUUUAGGUUACCCCGAGGCUGAAAGCCUGGUAUUAUCAUAUUUUAAUGUAUAAUAAUUAUCAUUCAGUCUGGUUGUUGAAAGCAGAAUUGUUUUUGACCUUCAAGUGUUUUCGUUCUCAGCAUUAUAGUGAUAUACUUGCAGUUGUGUUAUGCUAAUCUUUAUAACUUUAUUUUUUCAAUUAUGUUUAGUUUUAAAUAUUUUUGACAAGGGAAAAUAUGAAGCUGUAAUUAUCUAGAACAAAUACCCUAAUUUCCUGUCUUUCUUUUUGUUUGUCUUUUUUUUCUUAAUUGGUACCAGUUGUGUGCAAAAAUGGUGUCAAGAACAAUUAUGUUAGAGUUAAGUAAUUAGAAAUAGAGGGAAAGUUAACUCCAUGUUGUGUGGAGUCGACAUCUGACUUAAAUAAUGCGGAUUUAUUAAUGCUUUUGCUACUUGUUUGAACAUCAUGCAAUUUAUACAUGACACCGUUGUCUGAGAAAAUGUUCUUGUUCAUGUUCCAAGCCAGCACAUGAGGGUUAGAGACCAAUCAAUAAGAUCAUGUUAACAGAAAAUAAAUACUUGUUGCAUGCAUUUAGACACAAAUAACCCAAAGACUUUAGCAGUUUAUACAAUUACACAAUUCACAGAAUUUCUGUCUUGUCUCAACACCAAACAAAACACACUUUUUCCAUGGACAUGUUGCGUUUUAACAUAAGUGGGGAUAAUUUUGAGGGGACAAAAAUCAUCUGAAACGAUAGAUACCUUUAAACCAAAAUGUACAGUGUGUGAUUCAGACUGUGAGAUGUCCAUCUGAACAUGACUUGUCUUGCUCUUACUGAAACAGGGCUUACUGUACAAUAUGCGAGGAAAAUUGCAAUAACAGAGACUGAUCAGAGGUCUGAGCAAAAAGGCCACAACUGUUCUUAUCAUUGCCAUAUAGCUUGCAUUAUCAGAAAAUACAGGAUAUAAGAGAAAACAAGAAAAUUAUAUCUCUGUUUCAUUAUGGACAAAGAUCAAUGCGGACGGAGGGCCACAGGCAUUAGAAGAGGCAGCAAACAAACGACACCUCUGUUCCCACAUUUUGUUGUGAGCGUGAGGAUUUUAUGCAACAAUCAGUAACCUCUCACAACGCAACAGCUAGAAUUAACACAGUUCAUUUAUCUUUAUUCAUCUUCUACGAGUUGAAAAGUAACUUGCACCACAUCCCAGGAGGCUACCCUCAACCCCCUGAGUGACAACAGUAAAAAUGUGGUGUUUACUGGGCUACUGGCUUUGUAAUGAGGAAGAGACGUCAUGCAUCUCUUGCAAAAUGCUGUUUGUUUUUCUACGCUGCCAGUUUCUAUAAGAGCUGUACUCCAUACCGUUUGGCAUUUUUUACAAUUCCAUUAACAUGCCAUCAAACAGGAACUGUGGAUUAAAACUAAUUAGUGUGUGUGUCUGUUUAGUGUCGGGGCAAUGGUGCAGUUCUUAGGAUCUCACAACUCUGACAGAGUGUGUUUUCACAUAUGGUUAUUUUUAGAUUAGCCCCAAAAGAAAAAAAAUAUGUGCAACAGAAGCGACAAUAUCUGCUCUUUUCGUGUGCAGCUUUUACUCCCCUAAAUAAAAAGAUUUUCAAAAAUGAUCUUUUUUCCAUGGUUUACAUGGGCUCUGGUGAGGACCUAAUACAUCAAUCGCGUACACCUCUGUUUUUCUUUUGAACUCAGCCCCUUUGUGGCUCUCGGGGAUGACAGGUUUUGUGCUCCUUGUUGUGAAAAAAAGCCAAUAACCAAAUCAAAGAGGCAUGAAACAGAUAGGGCCAUUAUUGAAAUUGAUCAGGGUAAUCAUCAGCUGAAUCUGACAGGCUAAUCAUGGUUUGUUUUCACACACGAGACAAAGAGAAAGAGGGAGAUUGCAGGCUAUUAUUCAUCUCCAGCACAGUGAUGUUUGGAAAUGACAUGGUAAUUAUUCCAUCCUGGCUCGAAAGAUGGCACAACUGAUCUCACGUCUAUCCUGCACAGUCACUUUGCCACAAGAUUAACCACAUUUAAGAUGAACUCAAGUCAGAUCACCUCCCAGGCAGGUCUGCACUGAGCUCCCUUAAGAAGUGUCCAUGUCAAGCAGCUGCCUUCAGCAUUGAACAAACAAUCACAGCCUUUAAAGUUACCUUAAGGGUUAAAAAGAGUUGUGUGUAUGUGAAAACAACUUGUGUAAUAUUUCCCCUAGAAAUAUCAAACAAACAUACAACUCACUUCCUCCCUUUAACAUACAAACAGUAAGACAGUUUAUUAUAUCCACUAUUUCUGGCAGCACACAUUGUAAAACCUGGUUCAUUUAUUUUUUACGAGUCCCCAAAUAUGUUACAUCCCUGAGAGCUAGAUGGUGAGGGGAGUAACAAUUGUAAAGAAAAAAUAAGAACAGGUAAUGAGGCUGGAAAAUUGAUCAUGUAACAGAAAAAUUAUUUAUUUACAAAAACUUUGAAAACCAAAAUCCAACAUGAGGCGAGCUUCUUUAACACAAAGCUGAUCCCACUAUCACAAAGUCCUUUAAGCACCACAGUCUUGGCUUUAGCAGAACAAUAUGACACCGAGUCAGUACACUAGUAGCUGAUCUGGCCCACUGGCAACGAUGAUCUGGGUGGCUCAGCUUUUAGCCAUCCCUGGUGAAUUGUAAGGAGCCACAGGUGCACCUGGCCAGGCCUGGCCAGGCGUAAUCUGGGAAAAAGGGUAGAAAACAGAAAAAAGAAAAAAAAAAUAAACACUACCUACCCUACCUACUCACAGAUACACCCCAAGGAACGAAACAAUCUCUAAACAGUUGUUCACCAAUAUUUUCCAGUUAUUUAUUGGCACAGCAAUUAUCACCCCAGAGUAAUAUUUAUUUCUGGUUGGGCAUUUGUUUGUCCACAGAAGGGAAUUCACACAGCAGUGCUGUCAGUACUGUUUCUCCAGCACUCCAUCGGUUUGUGAAAGGUCAGUGCAGACAGUUGGAUGUUUUUAGACGUGCUUUGUCCUUAAUAAUUCUGAUAUUGGGUUUUUUGAUUAUGUUCAGGACAUAAUAUCGAAUGCAGUACAGUAUAAUUUGUCCAGUCAAGCACACUAACGCUGAGAACAAACCCAUUUAAGUGCUUAGAUAUAUACAAACCAGCAGGGCUACUCUCAAAAUAUAACAUUCAUCUGUUUUUUUUUUCUUUUUUUUUUAUGCUUAACCUGAAUAUAUGAGGUGGUUCUAUAGCUGGCAUCACCUAAUAAUCCACCUAGUAAUAUCAUUGCUAUAUGGUUUCUGUGGCAGUGAUUCAGAGUUGAGGCUGCGCUGAGUACGACUGACUUCAAACCAGAACUGUGAACCUAUUAUCAGGUUGAUUUAAGAACCUCACCAAUUGGCAAUAUCAAACAACAGCAGUUUAUGAGGUCUGUUGUCAUAGAAAAAUGUUAAACUGUAGAACACGGAGCUAAAGUAAGUGCACAGAAGGAGUGAGGAGUCUGAUCUGUGAUCUUAGAAUAUUCUGCCUUUUCAGUGGAGAUGGAAAACUGUCAGUGCCGAACAGAUCACAGUUGGAAAUUCCGCUAGAUCACAUUUCCUAAACUUUUGGCCUUGGUCUGUACCAUGUAUAGCUGAAAGAAAGGCAUAAUCUUCAUUCCCCUGUUCUCAAAUCCCUGCUGUUCCAAAUGUGUAAAAAGAGAAGCAUGUAGAGAAAACUGCCUCUUUAAAGGCUUAAUUUGGAUUGCUUUCUGACCUGAGGCCUUUUGUAUUACUUAGCGCCAGUGUUCUAGAUGCAUUAUAGGCACUGGUAGCCUCAAGGUUAGACAAGCUGGCUUGCAGAGUUAAAUAAACACAAUCACAUUACAUUUAGUGAGACAAUGUAAUGUUUUGUGUUGCACAGCAGAGCUAUUUACUAUGAUAUGGCUCAUUUAGUUGAGAAAACUCCAGUAAGCUCUCAGCUGGUCCCCAUAUUGUCCUGUUGUUCACUGGACUCAUCCUCAAAUGCACAACUUAAGGGGCUGUACAGUCAUGAACAAAAGUUUACAUGCACUUGUAAGACUAUACAUAUGGCAGUGUUGAAUUUCCAGUGACUCCUACAGCUAUUCAUUUUGUCUUCUUGGAACAUCCAGCUCCCUUCAAGACUCAACCUUCAGGAUCAUGAUUGUAGAUUUUUUUUUUCUCUGAAGAAAGUGGUAAUCCUCCUUCUUCGUUAUUCCGUUUACUAUGCACCCUAGGGCAUAGUACCCUGUUUGUAAGUAUGUAUGGUGAUGGUGCUCUUGUGGUUAAACGUCAAUCGAGUCUUUUUUUUGACCGCCACAUUGUAGCGUUUAUGUGUGAGCCUGGUGAAUGCAUCAAAUGGACCUUAUUUGAAUUGGCUCAGGGGAGUCACCAGCUAUAGCAAAUUAUAAUUACUCACAAAAAAUUAAGAGGCUCUCAUACGAAGAUAAUUUUUACAACCUAACAGUCUACAUCAAGGAAAGGAACCAAAAUUUAUUUGUUGUGACAAAUACACAUAGGUUUUAAUAAUUCUGACAGAAAAUUUAAAGUUGUACGAGUCAUUGAAAAUACAAGUCUGCCAUGAUAUACAUGGUCUUUGCAAGUGUAUGUGAACUUUUGUUCACGACUGGAAGUCUCACACAGUGUGAUGACUUCAGCUCUUUGCUAAAUACAGGAACACUGUGUUUAUGAAACCUGUCAAUUAAAAGUUGAAAGCUGAAAUUGAUUAUUUCUUACCGUGCUGUACGCUUCCAGCAGCUGCAUAUAACAUGCAUCACGGUCUGACAAACUGAACCCAGCAGGUGCUGACAUACCUAUUUCAAUGGGAAAGAAGCAGCUCCCAUAAUUGGAAAUAAUUCAUCAUCUCGUAUACAAACAGUCAUACUGCAGUUUCCUUUUGUGUGGCAUUAAAAGCAAAAAAGUCAGCCUCUCUACUGUCUUGUUAGAGCCGAUGCAAAUGCUUUCAACUCUCACCAAGCAUGACUUUUAAAAAGGAUAUGCAAGUCCUAUUCAAGCAAAACUUAUAAUGAUAAAAUCUAGACAAACUGGAAAGAGGAUCUUGGAAAUACACUGGCAAAAUAUUCCUGAUCCUCCUCCAAAGUUCAUCUAUGAAACCGCACUGAGAAGGCAUGGAUACACAUAACUUUUCCUGUUUUUUUCUGACUUCAUUCAGUCAGUUCUGAAUCACAGCCCGUGAAGGCUUUUAUGAUGGCAGUAGCAUUGCAUAUUUAUGCUGAUAUGACCAAUUUCAUUGUCUGUUUGAAUAAUACACAGGGACUGAAGGACUCGUUCUCUGUCUGAGCCAAAACAAACAUGGGCCCAGUUGGAAGAUGGGCUGAGUGUGGGGAAAAAAGGCUAUGGGUAUAUUUCUUUUAUUUGUCUCCAUAUGUGCAAAGGCAAGAAAGCAGUCUUUGAAGAAAUUUGGAUACCAUUUUCAUUGACUGAGCUUGUUUUGCACCUACCGGAUAGUACUAUUAAUUUUAGGUGUUUGUGACAUUUGUGUAAUUUGCAUCAGAGUCUAGAAGACAUCACUUUGUGAUGUGAACUUUGGUUGAAGAGGAGAAAUCAAACCUUUGUCCCAGUUGUCAGGAAAUUAUCAUAGCAGACGCAUGUCUUAGUCUCACAAUCUGAUUUGUUUUGGAUGACUUACACCGCUAAAAUUCUGCCCUCGGCCACGUUGAAAGUUCCCAGGGCUCUUCUUUAGAUCAGAUUGUUCCCAAAGUGGACACCAUGUUAUUUGACUCUCUGCAUUGUAAAGGAUUGUUGGAUCAUAUGUAUUUUCUCGAUGAAAAGUGUGUGCUCAUAUUUAAGACUGACAAUAAUAAAAUGUUGUAUCUUAA